Euleptes europaea (tarantolino) is the source of this 3623-nucleotide messenger RNA. RefSeq names its product nardilysin convertase (gene NRDC). Gene Ontology annotation, molecular function: metalloendopeptidase activity; metal ion binding. The transcript is spliced from 31 exons. The coding region runs from base 1 to 3495 and encodes 1164 amino acids. Gene Ontology annotation, biological process: proteolysis. Lineage: Eukaryota; Metazoa; Chordata; Lepidosauria; Squamata; Sphaerodactylidae. The record is from RefSeq and is a predicted model, not a curated record.
AUGCGGAGGGCAGCUGUCGCCUUCGCGCGCGCGACGUCGGGGGCGAAGCAGUUCCCAGCGCGGCGAUCCCUUGUGGGUUAUCGUCGUGGUAACGGUGCGGGUCACCCACGAGCCACCUGCUGGCGGACCGCCCCCGAGCCCGUCCUCAGCCGCUCCGCCGCAGUCCCACCCACAGCCAUGCCUGGCAGGGCCAAAGCCUCGCCCGUCUGCGGCCCCGACCAGCCGCAGGACUUGGAGGGCAGCCGUGGGGCUAAAGCCGGCGCCGUCCAGGAAGAGCCUGAGGGGGGAGGAGAAGGAGGAGGCCCUGCUGCUGCUGCUGCCGACUGCGAACGUAGCCCCAAUGUGGGGGAUCCGGAGAUUGUCAAGUCCCCCAGUGAUCCCAAACAGUACAGAUACAUCAAGCUUCAAAAUGGCUUAUGUGCUCUGCUGAUUUCGGAUUUGAAUAACCCAGAUGGUAGCCCUCGUGCGGCAUCUUCAGAUGGAGAAGAGGAGGAGGAUUCUGAGGAAUGCACUGAUGAGGAUGAUGAUUCUGGAGCAGAAAUAGAAGAUGAUCAGGAAGGGUAUGAUGACGAUGGUGGUGAAUAUGAUGAUGAUCUUGAUGACUCUAACAGUGAUUUGGAAGAGCUAACAGAUAAAGAGGAGACCAGGAAGAGAAACUGUACAGAAAAGCAGUCUGCAGCUGCACUUUGUGUUGGCAUUGGCAGUUUUUGUGACCCUGAAGAUCUGCCUGGGUUGGCACAUUUUCUGGAACAUAUGGUUUUUAUGGGCAGCUCAAAAUACCCAGAUGAGAAUGGGUUUGAUGCAUUUCUGAAGAAGCAUGGGGGCAGUGAUAAUGCCUCAACAGACUGUGAGCGGACUGUCUUUCAGUUUGAUGUGCAGAGGAAGUAUUUCAAAGAAGCUCUUGACAGGUGGGCACAAUUUUUCAUUCACCCUUUAAUGAUCCAAGAUGCAAUUGACCGGGAAGUUGAAGCUGUGGACAGUGAAUAUCAGCUUGCAAGGCCCUCUGAUACAAACCGAAGAGAAAUGUUGUUUGGAAGUCUUGCCAAGACUGGCCAUCCUAUGAAGAAAUUCUUCUGGGGUAAUGCAGACACUCUCAAACAUAUGCCUAAACAAAAUGGCAUUGAUACCUACACCAGGCUGAGGGAAUUCUGGCAGCACUAUUACUCGGCUCACUAUAUGACUUUAGUUGUGCAGUCCAAAGAAACUCUGGAUACUUUGGAAAAAUGGGUGACCGAAAUCUUCUCUGAAAUCCCAAAUAAUGAUUUAUCCAGACCAAUGUUCAGCCACCUGACAGAGCCUUUUGACACACCUGAUUUUCACAAACUUUACAGAGUUGUUCCAGUCAGAAAGACUCACUCUUUGAACAUUACUUGGGCCCUGCCUCCGCAAGAACAGUAUUACAGAGUAAAGCCACUUCAUUAUAUUUCCUGGCUGGCUGGACAUGAAGGCAAAGGCAGUGUUCUUUCAUUUCUUAGAAAAAAAUUCUGGGCACUUGCAUUAUAUGGAGGAAAUGAUGACACAGGAUUUGAGCAGAAUUCCACAUACUCAGUCUUCAGUAUCUGUGUGACUCUGACCGACGAAGGUUACAAACAUUUCUAUGAGGUUGCUCAUGUUGUAUUCCAGUAUUUGAAAAUGUUGCAGAAAACAGGACCGGUUCAAAGAAUAUGGGAAGAGAUCCAGAAGAUUGAAGCCAAUGAAUUUUAUUAUCAAGAACAGACUGAUCCAGUUGAGUACGUGGAAAGCCUUUGUGAAGAUAUGCAGUUGUUUCCAAAAGAGGACAUUCUGACAGGAGAUCAGCUUCUGUUUGAAUACAAGCCAGAGAUAAUUUCUGAGGCUCUUAACCAGCUGUAUCCCCAGCAAGCCAACCUCAUUCUGUUAUCUGCUUCCCAUGAAGGCCAGUGUCAUCUGAAGGAGAAGUGGUUUGGCACACAAUACAGCGUUGAAGAUAUAGAUAAACACUGGAGUGAUAUGUGGGCUAGUGACUUCAUGCUAAAUCCAGACUUGCACUUGCCUGAAGAAAACAGAUAUAUUGCCACAGAUUUUGCUUUGAAGGCCCCAGACUGUCCACAGACAGAAUAUCCAGUCAAAAUACUGAGUACCCAGCAAGGUUGUUUGUGGUACAAGAAGGAUGAUAAAUUCAAAAUUCCUAAAGCUUAUAUCCAUUUCCAUCUAAUCUCGCCACUGAUCCAACAGUCUGCUGAGAAUGUAGUGCUUUUUGAUACGUUUGUGAACAUCUUUGCACACAACCUUGCUGAACCUGCUUAUGAAGCAGAUGUUGCUGAGUUGGAAUACAAGCUGGUAGUAGGAGAGCAUGGAUUGAUCAUUCGUGUGAAAGGAUUCAAUCAUAAGCUACCUCUGCUGUUUCAACUCAUCAUCGACCACUUAGCUGACUUCAGUUUUACCCCAGAGGUUUUUGAGAUGAUAACUGAGCAGCUGAAAAAGACUUACUUCAACAUCCUCAUCAAACCAGAGACACUGGCCAAAGAUAUUCGCCUCUUAAUACUGGAACAUGGCAGGUGGUCUAUGACGGACAAAUACGAGACGCUAAUGAAGGGCCUUUCCAUUGAUUCUCUCUCGUUGUUUGUGAAGGCUUUCAAGUCCCAGCUCUUUGCAGAGGGCCUUGUCCAAGGAAAUUUCACAAGCAGCGAAUCUAAAGAAUUUCUGAAUUAUGUUGUUGAAAAAUUGCAGUUCCUUCCUCAAGUACACCCAUGUCCAGUACAGUUCCAAGUGAUGGACUUGCCAAGUGCUCACCUGCUGUGCAAAGUGAAAACCCUUAACAAAGGAGAUGCAAAUUCAGAAGUGACAGUCUAUUACCAGUCUGGAGCCAGGUGUUUAAGGGAAUAUUCUCUCAUGGAAUUGCUUGUGAUGUACAUGGAAGAACCUUGUUUUGACUUUCUGCGAACCAAGCAAACCUUAGGAUACCAUGUGUAUCCAACUUGCAGAAAUACAUCUGGGAUUCUUGGCUUCUCUGUUACUGUGGCAACACAGGCAACCAAAUACAACACUGAACUAGUGGAUAGGAAGAUAGAAGAAUUUCUUUCAUGCUUUGAGGAAAAACUCAAGCAGUUGACAGAGGAAGCUUUCAAUACACAGGUCACAGCUCUUAUUAAAUUAAAAGAAUGUGAAGAUUCCCAUCUGGGUGAGGAGGUACAUAGGAACUGGGCAGAAGUGAUAACUCAGCAAUAUCUGUUUGACAGACUAGUCCAGGAGAUUGAAGCUCUAAAAUCCCUUUCUCAAUCAGAACUAGUUGAUUGGUUCCAAGUACACAGAAGCAAAGAUAAGAAAGUACUGAGUGUACAUGUGGUUGGAUAUGGAAAACAUGAAGGAGAUACAGACACUUCACCCCCCUCAAAUGUUCACAGUCCCUCAUGCAGUGAAAUACCUCAGCUUACUUUCUUGGAUUCUUCUUCUUUGACUGAUGUCACUUGUAUCAAGGACAUCAGAAUGUACACAUCAUCUCUCAAUGUUCUUCCAUACCAUAAGAUAUUAAAGUAACUUCUCAGACUGCCAAAGUAGGUGUAGUACAGCUUCGCUUCACUACAGCAUACUUGGAGUGGUUCAGCAAAACACUUUUAAAAAAACUAACUACUGCCUUAAGUGAUGUUGAUCUGGGUUUGUUUUAC